CAAAUGGAAAAACAAAAUAUUUAUACAAAACAAUCCAAUACUUUCCACACUUUCAAAUUCUCAUUUUUUCCUUCUUUUUUUAAUACAUUUUAUAGCAACACACUCUAUAAUGAUUAAUAGUAUUCCACGACACCUUACUUGAUCUAAAAUUCAUAUGUGUCUUCGAAAUUUAGAGAGCCCUCCAAGACCUCGAAACCUUAUAAUAUAGAAAUGCACCUUGAUGAUGUGGACCUUUUAUGUAACAAUUAAAGUAAUGGGGUAGUUUUAUGACAAAGCAUAGAAAUAUGGGGGUGUUUUCAGAGUUUCCUCCCAGGCUUUUUUUGGGAUAUGGAAACUUGACAUUUGCUUGCGUCUCCCAUUCAAUUUUGAUCCCCAAGGGAAACAGCAGAGUUUGGUGUGUAUUAUUUGUCUUUGAUUCUCUUCUCUCCGAAAAGCAAUUUUUAGGGUUUUAAAACAAAAUGUCUCAGCUUUUCUGCCGAAUCUCGAAGAAGCUCCCAUCAGCUCGGAACCGGAGCCUCUGUUUCCGGCGGUCGGAGUUCUCGACGGCCACGACGCCUUACCUGCUCCUCGGCAGCGAUGUUGCCGGAGAUUCUUCUUGCGGCGGUAAAUCCGUCAACUUUAACCUCUACGAUCCGACAAAGCAAGAGAAUGUGAAGAUCGAAAAUCAGAUUCUAUCAAAGGAGCUCCACGAAUCUCGGAGGAUAGGAUCAUCAAGAGGAUGGUUAGCUUUGAUGAACAAGAACGAUUCCACAGUGCGUCUCACCAACAUGUUCAACAACCCCACGAAGAAGAAGAAGACCAUAUCUCUACCUCCACUAGCCAGAGACAGAUUCGAGCAUCUUGUCAAUGUCUCUGUCUCCUCCUCUCCCAACGAACAAGAAGAAGAAGACUUUGUAGUCGCCGUCAAGUUUUUCGGUUCUAGAGUUAGUCUUUGUCGACUCGGUGACUCGGAGUGGACUCGCAUCGACGUGCCUUGCCCAUCUUUCCACUCUUCCACCGUCAUCUUCUCCGAGAGAGACCGGAGAUUCUACUUGAACAACUGCAACCCUGACUACACCGGUCCAACCGAUUUCACACCAAAUUCGAAUCCCGGUUUACUCACUCCGGUUAGUGGCUACAAGAGAUUCCUCUUCUCUGACUUUUUAGACGAGAUGCCAGAGCUUGAGAACGAAAUGCGUCUCUCUCGUUUCAAGAUCCAACAGCAACUAGUCGAGUCAUCUUCGGGCCAAUCCUUCAUCGUUUGCUGGUUUGUGGAGAGACUUACGGACAAAGGAGAAGCUGUGCCAUGGGGAGACAAAAGUUACAACAACAAAGAGCUUUGCAAGAAGACCCACAAGAUCAUGGUGUUUAGGCAAGACACAGAGCAAGGGCUUGGUCCUUACACUGAUGACAUUGGCGAUCUCUGCAUUUUCUUGGGAGACAAUGAAUCCUUCUGUCUCUCUGCCAAGGACCACCCUGGUCUGAACCCUAACUCGGUCUACUUUGCCGGCCAUGGUUCCGGUUUCGGCAUCUGCGAUCUCACCUCCCGCACAAUCCGCUAUCUCUCAUCCGACUCUACUCCUUCACCCGGUCGCAUGUUCUGGAUUCCUCCCACAACAUCCCAAUUGGAGCUAGAGGAAGAGGAAAUAUCUUUUAGUUAAUUAUCAUCUAUGAUCGCAUUAUGUAGGCUUUUUUUUAUGAUGUUGAUGAUUUGGUGUUUUCGAACUUAUUAUUAUUGGUGCUUUGAACAUCUUUAGUUUGGUUAUUGGAUUUUGGUCAUUCCCAACCCUAAGGACUCUCCUUGCUAUUCAAGAAAAGGG
Molecule: messenger RNA, 1799 nt
Organism: Thlaspi arvense
Lineage: Eukaryota; Viridiplantae; Streptophyta; Magnoliopsida; Brassicales; Brassicaceae
Source: the annotation of a GenBank genome assembly